This is a messenger RNA of Hyposmocoma kahamanoa, 1040 nucleotides long. RefSeq names its product metal-response element-binding transcription factor 2-like. The coding region runs from base 135 to 1001 and encodes 288 amino acids. Lineage: Eukaryota; Metazoa; Arthropoda; Insecta; Lepidoptera; Cosmopterigidae. Gene Ontology annotation, cellular component: nucleus. Gene Ontology annotation, biological process: chromatin organization; regulation of DNA-templated transcription. The transcript has 6 exons. Gene Ontology annotation, molecular function: DNA binding; chromatin binding. The record is from RefSeq and is a predicted model, not a curated record.
GCGGGAAAACUCGGCACGGAUUGCUAUAAUGGCCGCAUUAGCGCCAAUGCUUUUCAUGUGUGUUCUUCGAAAAUGAAAUGAACCAUUAUAAAUAAGUUUUAUAGUGACAUUGAAUUUAAACCUACGAGUUGGCAAUGGAUAUUAACACUGAGGUCUCAGCACAAUUGUCUUUGAUCGAUGUCCUGCUGAGCGACCUUGAUAAAACAAUCACACCAUGCACUAACAAAAAGAAUGAGAAGAAAGAAGAAGAAACACAAGAUGCCAUGCCUGAUUCUACGACCAAUACUGAGAAAAGCAAUGCCAACCCAUUCCACUGUGGAGAUGAUGUACUUGUUCCUAACAAGGAUGGACGUUAUUAUUUAGGUACUAUUGUAGAGUUAAGCACAAGCAACGACAAUGACUUGUGUGAAGUGGGCGCGGGCGUCGCGCGAUGUUUGGUCAAGUUCGGCGAUGGCACGCAUUCGUGGGCUGCAGUGUCGUCACUCAAGCUGCUCAGUGCACCGCCCGCCGACGAUGGCAGGAUCAUGUGCGUGGUGUGUAAGCGCCGCGAGGGGCCUCCGCCCGCCACCGGCCCCGCCACCAACGCCAUCAUCGCCUGCGACAUGUGUGGUAGAGGCUAUCACGCUAAAUGCCAUUCACCACCAGUUGAAGCUUGGAUUCAUGGCGCGUCGUGGCAUUGUAAGAGAUGUGUGGACCAGAGGUAUAGAGUAGCUGCUGCUGAAAAUAGAGCUUCAAAGAGAUCAGACCUGUUUAGAUUCAAAGGCGGUCAACAACGGCGACAGCAAGAAACCCCACCCUGUGAUACUGCAUCAACCACGUCGUCAACUGGCUCUGAUGGUGGAAAAGAUCAAAACGAGGCCCAUUGUUACUGUGGAGAGAAAAGUGACUGGCUUGCACAGGUACACCAUAGAAAUAUGUUACUCUGCUGCCGAUGUAACCGAUGGUUUCACCAAAGAUGCGUCUCCAGUUUACAGUAUCCUUUAUAUGCUGGUGACAAGUGAGUAUUAAAGUGGCUUCCUAUGCUCUGUGAUUUCAUGGGC